AUGCUCUCCACCGUCUCUCGAGCCCGGACAUCCUACAUCUGCACCCAGUGCCGCACACGCCUUCUCGCCCGCCCCACCACCGCCGCCCUCCUCCUCCCAAACCUAAGCCGCAGAGCCUUCCCCGUAGUCUCACGACGACUAUACGCCACAGAAUCCGCCUCCGCGCCAGACCCACAGACCUCCCCCGAUGUGCCGAAAUACGAAGAGGAGCUCGACCUCAGCCACGCGCAGUUCGGGCCCCAGACGAGGCCGUGGGAGAGGAUUGGGCUGCGGCCCGUGGUGGCCGAUACGCUGCUGCGUGCCUUUCCCAACGUUAUACGGCCAACGUCCGUGCAGAAGAAGCUGCUGACAGCGCUGUCGUACGGGUAUUCGGUCGCUGUGCGCGGGCUGCCGGGCACGGGAAAGUCGUUUGCGAUUGCGGCAUGGCUGCUGGGGCUGGAGAGGUCCAUCAUGAGUGAGACGAAGGAGCCGACGACGAGCGCGCUGGUGAUCGUGCCGAACGUGGACCUGGCCAUGCAGUACCAUAGCACUAUUCUGGCCAUGCUGGAGAACAGCGACAGUGAAGCGGUCAAGAGCUCGCCGGAUGCGUUUGUGCAGGUGCUGUAUCGCCGGGGAACAGAGACGGAGCUGGAGCAGCUCCAGAAGCUGAAGGAAUUUCGGCGCCCGCACAUCAUCAUUGCGCCGCCGACCAUCAUCCUGGAUAUCCUGGCGGACACGGACCCGGCUGUGCGCAAGCUGAUUGACAUAAACCAUCUCAAGGUGAUUGUGCUGGAGGAGAUUGAUGCGACAAUCACGCAGAUGGUCUUCUACUCGCGCAUCAAGAAGGGCCAGAGCAACACAGCCAAGGUAGCCCGCACCACCCCGCGCCAGAUGCCGCUGCAGAUCCUGCUCGACUACAUUGUCAAGUGCCGCAUCGCCGACGCCCACCGGAAGGGCAUCGCGCCGCAGCAGCCGCAGCUCGUGUUUCCCAGCGCGACGCUGUCGGCCACGCAGGUGAAGCGCUUCCUCGUGCACCACCACCGCCAGUGGCUACAGCCCCCGCAGCUCAACAUGGACACCGCGCCCGCAACGUUCAGCGGGGCCCAGCCGGGCGAGGAGUGGCGCCGCAAGGCGAGAAGCAACUCGCUCCUCUCGAUCGAGGACCCGCCGCUCGAGCACAAUGAAGUCACACAGUACGUGCCGGACCACCUGCACCACCACGUCCUGGCCUACGACGUACGCACCCGCAAACUGCGCGACGCCCCGCUGCCGGCACUGCGCCACUUGAGCAAGGAAGACAUCGUCGCCGAGCUCAACAAGACCGAGAAGAUGGUCCAGGACGCAAUCCAGGACGAGGACACGGUGCCGGAGGGCAUGCGCGUCGCAGGAUACCCCCAGACCGCCGUCACGGACAUCGUCAUGAAGCUCCUCGAGAAGGACAACUACCCUACAAACGUCCUUGUCGGCCUCAGCCUCGAGACCGACUUUCCCGCCGUCAAGCAAGCUUUCCGCGACCUCGGCAUGCACUGCCGCAUGCUUCUGGCCGUGAAAUGGAACACCGGCGACGAGCUCGGGAAGCUCCCCAUCGGCCGCACAGACAUGCUGCUCUCUCCGUCCGUCCGACACCGCAUUGAAGCCGAGGCAAAGGGAGGCGACAAGAGCGCCACUACCAUCUGGCUCACGUCGACAUUCUACUGCCGUGGCAUACACCCCCCCGGUGCCAACCACCUCUACAUUCUGCACCGCAUCACCCGCCCGCGUGAGUACAUAACGUACGCGGGGCGCGUGGCGUCAUGGCCGUUUGCACGGCGCGCUGACGAGCUGGCGGAUCCGCUGUCGGCGGGGAUGGACCGGCGCCCGCAGGGUAAGAUUGUGAGCGUAAUUUUAGAGGAUAAUGUGCUGGAGCAUGCGGAUAAGGAGCCGCGUGUGAAGUUCAAGAAGGCCGAUGGAAAAACGGUGAAGUCGAUGGUGGUGAGGAGGGAUGGCGGGACCGAGGAGGAGGUGACGUGGUCGACUGAGGCGGUGAGGUUGGCAAAGUUGGGAUGUAAGGUGGAGCCGUACUUUGCGGAUGUGCAGCCUGCUGAGGGUGCGGUGGAGGGUGGAGAGGCAGCGGCGGCGGCGGUGGCGGGGCAGGAGGUAAAGGAGGAGGGAGUUACGCCAGUGCAGGAGGAGAAAAAAGACUUCUUGAUGGAGGCGAUGGGGCUGUUGGACGAUUUUGAAGCUGCGGAGGAGGAGAAGAGGCAGGAAGAGGAGGAGGAGGAGGAGAAGAAAAAGGAGGAAGAGGAGAAGUAG
Morchella sextelata is the source of this 2271-nucleotide messenger RNA. RefSeq lists its product as uncharacterized. The record is from RefSeq and is a predicted model, not a curated record. Gene Ontology annotation, molecular function: nucleic acid binding; ATP binding. Bases 1 to 2271 code for a protein of 756 amino acids. NCBI's taxonomy places the organism in Eukaryota, Fungi, Ascomycota, Pezizomycetes, Pezizales, Morchellaceae. The transcript has a single exon.